Baudoinia panamericana UAMH 10762 is the source of this 1128-nucleotide messenger RNA. RefSeq lists its product as uncharacterized. NCBI's taxonomy places the organism in Eukaryota, Fungi, Ascomycota, Dothideomycetes, Mycosphaerellales, Teratosphaeriaceae. The record is from RefSeq and is a predicted model, not a curated record. Bases 1 to 1128 code for a protein of 375 amino acids. The transcript has 2 exons.
AUGGCUACCACCAACCCAGCCAAUCUACCUGGCGCCCCUGUCGACCCAGCUUCGGCCCAAGGCGCUCAGAUCCCGCUGCAAUCAUUCAACGUCCCCGACUUCCCACCUUCAGCGCGAGGCCUGAAGGCACUAACCUUGACUUCGGACAUCCAAGUGGACAACUAUCAAUCAAUCCUAGGCCCGUCCUACAGCAUUCCAUCAAGUCUACCGGUUGCCAUUGAAAGCCUCACGCUCGAGCUCUUCAGCCUAGGAUAUCCGUCCGGCUUCCUUACGGACCUGGCCAAGCGACUGCCAAACCUGAAGAGUGUCGUGCUAUACAGUCAGCUCUUCGCCGGCACAACCGAAGAGAGCCAGAAAGAUGCAGUACAGUUCUUCAAACACUUACCUUUCCUUCGCGCAUUACACUUACUGGAUGUCUUCGCCCAGCCCGGAUACUUUGCAAAAGCUGCAGAGUGGCUGAAAUACAACACGAGCGAUAUGCCGGGAGAGGCGAGAAGGGGGUUGAUGUUUCUGGAGGUCAACUACACAUUCCGUGGGCACGAGGACGAAGAAUUCAUGGGCAAGAUUCAGGCGCAUGAGUUACCGAAGUUGAUUGGACCGGGUCUGAUUAGUUGCUCGUUCAAUGUCGCUGCACCGGAGGAAGAAGGUAGUGCAGAAGGUAUCAUGGCUUAUAACGCAGAGGUUUCGGAUGGAUUGGUCAAGGCUUUGACGGAAGAUGAGGCGUAUCCGAGAGGGCUGAGGGCGCUCAACUGCACAUUGUAUACAUUGACUAUGGCACAGUUGAGGAAGGUGCUAGAGGUGCAGAAGAACAUCAUGGUGCUUAAUGUAACGCUGGAGACGGCGCCGGGUGCAGACACGAAGAAAGCAUUGAUUAAGGUGCUGGAAGGUUGCAAGAAUCUAGAGCAGGUAGAGUUGGUGGCGAGUCCGACAAUGGAGUUCAUAAUGGCUCUUCAAGAGCCAGGCUCUGGUGUUUUGGAGAAGAGCCUCCUUUCGGCCGCAGACUUAGCUGUGCUUACUGCCAAGUGCGCCAAUCUCAAGUCUUUCAAGGCUAGCGUGUUACGUGCUGCCAGCUUCGGGACGCUUGAAUGGGAAAAGAAGGGUGGGAAGUGGGUGGGAGGCGCGAAAUGA